UAUAUGUUACACCCACAGUUCAUAGAUGAUCCACGUCUGAGGAAUGAUGCCAAGCUGAAACCCAUCCAGCUGCCUCUGAGUCAGUCCAGCAAGAGUCAAACACUGACAGCCACCACAUGUCAAGAAAACCCUCCUCUGUUCAGACCCCCAUCCUGUGAAGCUCAUAGUAGAGCAGGCUACAGCAGGACAGACAUACCCAAACAAAAGCAGCCAUCCCUGGUUGAAGUGCUGCAGGAUCUGAGCCUGUCUGGCAGAGAGGAGCUCUUCUUCAUGCAGUUACCGGACUGUAUGCCGUGCAGAACGUCUGGACAGAAGGUCGAGCCUUCUCUUGGAUCUGCAGCAGAGAAAGCUGCCAAGAAGGAAGGCAAGCCUGAGGACAAGAGGCCUCCACAUCUCCAACCACAAGAGACUGUGGUGAUGGAGGGCUGUCCUGUGCUGUCCCAGUUCCCAGAAGGAUUUCUAGGAAAACUGCAGAUCAGGAAGUCAGGAAAGGUGGAGCUGAAGCUGGGUGACGUCGUCAUGGACGUCUCUGAGGGAGCUGCAUUCUCCUUCCUGCAGCAACUGGUGUCUGUGCAUCUGUCUGACGGUCGGACUGGAGACAUGAUGGUGUUGGGAAACGUCCACCACAAACUGGUCUUGUCUCCUGACUUCCAGGCUCUGCUAAGACAGGCUGCAGCACAGCAGCAACAAGGGCCCUGAUAUCCCAUCUACUGCACAGAAACCCGACAGAGCCCAGAGUUGAAUUCUGUAGGAAUCCUGCUCUGAUGGGAGUUGUUUAGUUUCCACUCUGUUCUCCUACCUGUUCUCCUACCUCUGCUUUGAGGCUUAAAGGCAGCUACGUAUGCAGGUUACCCUCAGUAGCCUUUUUUUCCUGUGAUGGCAGGAUCUGAAUGAUUUUGUUUUUAUCUGUGGUAUGAAGACAGUGCCAGAGGAGACAUGUUUUUUUCCUUUUUGGAAAGGUGGUAUCACACUCAACCCACUGAUCCACAAGGACGAUACUGUAUGUUGUUACCUGAGCACUGAUUUGCAGAUGGAUGACUUCACUUUUACACGUACCAGCACAGUGGCAAGCAUGAUCGUGAGCUUGAGACUAUCUGAAGGUCAUUGGCUACAUGCUGAGUUAGUAGGCGCCCAGGGAAAGAUAAAUGAGUACAUUCACAUCUGACACCAGAGAAAGAGGAUACCCACCCACAGCCACUUGUUAUCAGAGACUUUGGCCCCGCAAAGCCACUGAGUGACAGAAUUUUUUACAUUAAACGGACAAUUUACUCCAAAAUACUCGUACCUAUAGUGCUGUUUCUCCAUCUAGAUUGUUUUGGUGUGAGUUUUGGAAGUCUGCCUUCUCUCCAAUAUAAUGGAACCAGAUGGCACUCUGCUUCUUGUUAGCAGUUUCAUGUUGGAAUUAUUGUCUUUCUUCAUAUCACUGUGCCGAAGGCUGAGCUGUAACGUUAGCUAGCGCAAAUAUGUGCUUCCUUCUGCGCAUUGAUGCAGUUGGUGAGUCUUGUUUGGUAGAAAGUAGAUAAGUCCUACGUGAAACUGCUCACAACAAGGUCUGUGGAUUAUCUUGAGUAACUGGGUCAUGAUUUCUGGAAAGAGACAUUGCUGUUGAGGUUGCAUUUUUAAGCUUUGAGCAUUUGAGAGAAGGUUGAUAUCCAAAACUCUUACACCAAACCAACAGAUGGAUUAAUAGCUGUACAGGUAGGAGGAAAAUACUGUCCCUUGAAGAUGCAAAUGCAAAUCCCUGGACUGCUCAACCACUUACUGCACUGAUGUACAGUCUGGACCUUUUGUAGCAUUUAGCACACGUUAUUGUAGCAUUUUAAAUAUUGUUGUUAGAUGUAUGUUUGUGAUGUGAAUUGUUUAAUUUUUUACAACUUAACAGCAGCUGUAAAUCCAGAUGUUGCUGACCUACAGUGGUUUAACUCAAGACUUUCAUAUAUUGCCAGUCUUUUCAUUACAGUUUCUGGAAGCCCCUUCAGAUAAUGUUUUUGGACAAUUUCAGUCAGGUUUCCAGAACAGUUACAGCACAGAAACCAGAUGUACGGGACUCCAGCUGUGGCUUGGUAUAUAAAGAUUAAAGCUAGUCAUGGCUCCAGAUCAACUCUGUGUCCAUGCUGUGCGCAGCAUCAAGUCUUCAGACACAAACCUGUUGGCUCGUCCUGCGUCUAGAACAGUGGUUCCCAACCUGGGGGUCACCAUAGAUUCACGUGGGGCUGCAAGGAUAUUGUUGUUGUUGUUGUUGAUUUGAAAACUUUUAAAUUAUAGAUCUAACUCUCAGCAUUUUGUUCAUUUCUGCAAAGAAAAACAAACAUUUUUUUUUAUAGUUUAGAUUAUUAAAGACCUGAGAGCCUCCACUCUGAUAAACAGCCUCAUCCUGCAGUAGAGAAGUAUGCAGUUAAAACAACCAAAGAGCUCAUAGAACAAUGAGAAAACAUUUGUCAAAAAGAAGCCCAUUAAGUCUGUAUGAAUAAUAAUGUCAAUAUUCACUUGAAAUAAUAUGCUCAAAUUGUACAUUUACACAACCUUCCUGCAGUUACUGUGUUCACCGUUUGUUUAUCAGUUCUCUACCGUAUAUCGAAAAAAGGGUGCGAGCCACUGCUCUAGACUGUAGACCAGAGCGAUCCGUGGCUCUGGAAUGACCUGCUUUAAUGAUGCCAGGGUUGCCUUAUCAACUUCCUUUAAAUCACUUCUUCGAACUCAUCCUGAUAGUAUUUGACCUUUUAUACUAAUCUUAUGUUUUAUACUUGUAGAUUGUACAGUUUUUUUGUAAUGCAUUCUUUGUUUCUGAAUCUUUUUAUGUGUAAAGCACUUUUAAAAUUGGUUUUGAGAGAUGCUGUACAAAUAAACUUGUUAUUCUAC
Morone saxatilis (striped sea-bass) is the source of this 2859-nucleotide messenger RNA. Its product is annotated as DNA-directed RNA polymerase III subunit RPC4-like. Gene Ontology annotation, biological process: transcription by RNA polymerase III. The record is from RefSeq and is a predicted model, not a curated record. Lineage: Eukaryota; Metazoa; Chordata; Actinopteri; Moronidae. The coding region runs from base 4 to 699 and encodes 231 amino acids. Gene Ontology annotation, molecular function: DNA binding. The transcript is spliced from 4 exons. Gene Ontology annotation, cellular component: RNA polymerase III complex.